AUGGCCUCUUCUUCGCUCGUCGGCUCCUUGUCGCCAAUAAUUUCACCUACCUUCGCUGCGCGUGUAAAGGCACAGCUCGUCUCACCUGCAUCGUCGCAAAUCGUGAAGCCACACGAACUUCCAUCCGCCCUCGCGCGGCCUCUACAGGUUGCACAUUACGAACCACACAGAGAACCCGAGUAUCUUGCCGCCACAAUAGCUUAUGGUAUCAUUCUGGAUGGGAACAAGAGAAUAGGUGGUGCCCGCUUUUUCGCUUCUCUACGCGCAGUUCAAUUCGCAUUAAUCUUUUUCUAUCCUCGAGUAGCCUUCUUCCUUGCAAACGAGUACGUGCGCGCUAUGGGUCUUCCGGGCCUGAGCCCGAAACUAUCCGACACCGAUGUGCGAGAGUUUGCAGAACGUCAGUGCAUGGCCUAG
This is a messenger RNA of Cyclocybe aegerita, 414 nucleotides long. Lineage: Eukaryota; Fungi; Basidiomycota; Agaricomycetes; Agaricales; Hemipholiotaceae. The record is from the annotation of a GenBank genome assembly.